This is a messenger RNA of Parnassius apollo (apollo), 300 nucleotides long. Lineage: Eukaryota; Metazoa; Arthropoda; Insecta; Lepidoptera; Papilionidae. The record is from the annotation of a GenBank genome assembly.
AUGCUGUUGUCGCUGUCGGCGGUCGGCGUGGGACUGAACCUGUGCGGCGCCAGCCACCUGCUGCUGCUAGACCCACACUGGAACCCGCAGCUGGAGCAGCAGGCCCAAGACCGUAUAUACCGCUUCGGCCAGACGCGAAAUGUCCACAUAUACAGAUCCAUGUGCGUGGAUACGGUGGAGCAGUCCAUCAGACAGCUGCAGAACGUAAAGCUUAAAUUGGCCGACAACGUGCUGACCGGCGGUCGAUACGACAAAAACUCAUCCAAACUCUCCAUCGAGGACCUCAAUAACUAUGAGUAG